UCUCUCUCCCACAGAUGGCUCCCUGCACUAAUCCUCUUUGUGGUCAUCCUAAUCCAUCUCAAAGUGACCACUCAAGGGGGAUCAGAUUCCUUUCUUGGCCCUGGCGAGCAGACUCGUGCUGCCCGAGGAAUGGAAGCUGUAACUAUGGACAGAGCAAUACAACUACCUGGGCCACAAUGAGACUGAAUGGCACAAGCAGGAGAUUUCUGCCAAUUUAUCUCUAUUUCCGAGGGAAUAAAUGCGGUGAAGUCUGAUGGGAAGAAUGUAGACUGGGCCCAAAAUCUCUAAUCCAGGAACCAAAAACAGGAGCCAACUGUCCUGCAGAGAGUUUACUCCCCCAGUGCUAAUAAUUCCUUCAUGCAAGUAUAAAGGUCCCAGCGAUUACAAUGAACAGUCCCACAGGAGAUCACUAUAUGGAUACCGUAUCCAGUCCUGAGCAGACCCUCCCUAUGGUCCCCAGAGGCCAUCAGGUCACCGAAGUGGCCCCAGCCAAGAAGAUAACAUUUUAUAAGAGUGGAGACCCUCAGUUUGGGGGAGUCAAAAUGGCCAUCAGCCAUCGUAGUUUCAAAAGUUUCAGCGCUCUCAUGGAUGAUCUCUCCCACCGCGUCCCUUUGCCAUUUGGAGUUAGGACCAUAACGACACCUCGUGGGACGCACAGCGUUAACAGACUGGAACAGCUGGUAGAUGGUGGGAGCUAUAUAUGUUCUGAUAAGAAAUACGUUCAGCCCAUUGCUCCCAGCAAGCCAGGACGCAAGAUGGUUGUACAGCGGCCCGGUCCCCCGGCCAGUGCCCGAAAACCAAGUAGGCAAGAACAGCAUGAGGAUGAAUAUACUGCAACACACUUCCAGCAAGUUCCCAGGGUGCGCAAGAAAAUCACUCUUGUGAAGAAUGGAGACCCAACGGUUAGGCGUUCUAUUAUCCUGAACCGCACCAAUGGGCGAAACCUGAGAACAUUCCUUGAGGAUGCGUCGGAUCUCUUGCAAUAUACCGUGCGGAGACUGUACACUGUAGAUGGCAGAAGGAUUGAAACCAUCCAAGCCCUGUUACAAGUCCCGAGCAUCCUCGUCUGCGUCGGACGGGAACCCUUUAAACCAAUCCAUCUGGAAAAUGUCAGGAAAAGCGUUGCCGAAAAGCUUCCAGGCCUCCGAUCCCACCAGGCGGUUACUAGUGAGACCAUGGACAAUAAAAAGAAUGUAAACUUUGGGCUGAAAGCUAAAAAAAGCGUCAUUCAUCCACGGACGGCAUCCAGCGGCAAGUCCAGGCUAUCAUUGUCAUCUGAGAAGUCCUACCCAAGCGCCCUCAACAUGUCCCCGCUGAAUAGCGGCUAUGCGUCUUUCUCCAAGCCGUGCCCGCAUACAAAAUCCGACGACAGUUCCCAUUCCUUAGUCAAUGAAGAUAUUGAGAAAAGAGUUCAUGUCAAUAAGGACGGCAGCCUUUCAGUAGAGAUGAAGGUACGUUUCCGCUUGUUGAACGAAGAAACGCUUCAGUGGUCAACGCAGAUUAAAAAAUCCAGCAAUGCGGGGAAGAACAAAUGCGAACAACUGUGCUUAUGUGACGAGGAUGAAACGGCGACCAAGAAAGAUAUGAACCCUGAGCUUUUUUCCGAAACAGAUGAAUCUUUUUACCCCUGUGACGGUGAGUCCUACAGCUCAAAGCCCAAUGAUGAAGAACUGGAAGAUGUCUGUUGUGCCCAUUGUGGAUUGCAAUGUCAAGAAUAUGAUAUUUGGAAAAACCCCUUGCACGUUAACCAGCAGCAAGACUAUACCAAUAGGGGUAGCUGGCAGACUCGAUCAUCUGUCUCUAGCUCCUCUUCACAUAAGCGAGUAAUAUGCAAUCAAAAGACAUCGAUAGACAGCCUCCAUAGGACUUCUUCUGAAGAGUAUACCGAGCGCAUUGUGCACAGGUCUGCACAUUAUUCGGAAACUAAAGAACACGGAGAGACUAGGGUGACAUACUCUGCAGUAAGUCAAUGCACCAGUUGCAGUGGACAAUCUACUGCUGCUUCUAACAGAGACAUUAACACAGGGGAGAAACAAAGAAAGUCAAGGUCUAGUUUAAAAACAGAAAAUUCUUGGCAAAAUAACACUGCAAUGGAAGAUGCUAAAGGGUCAGUUAAUAUGAAAAGCCAAAGUGCCAGUAUUGAAGAGUGGAGCGAGUUAUCCCCAACACCAUCUUCCAGCCAUGAGAUAAAUAAAGAUGACUGUAGCCAAAAAGUUAGUGUACUGUCCCCAUCUCCAGUUCGGUAUAGUAGAGGCAGUCAUAGGAAAGUGAAGAAGAGAGUGAGUGCUGAAACAAUCAGUAGCCAAUCAAAUUUAAGCCUAAGGGUGGGCGAAAGGCAGGAGAGUCCUAGUAUGUCUGCACAAAAGAACCUUCUUGGUAUCUCAAAUGUCAAUAACGAUUGUGAGGAAAUGUCCUUAAGUAGUUCCCCAAAGCAGCUCCUGGAGCGCAACAGAAGUAGCAAUGAUGAAAUAGACAGUGGCCAGGAGAAUGGACCUGUGAGAAUGGGUCUCAGUGACUGUGAAAAGUGUUCAACAAAGUCUUCACGCCACUCCAUCACUCAUGAAAAGAGGAGAGUUGGAAAAGAUCCUCCCAGUUCCUCGUGCUCUUCAAUUAAUCAACAGGACAAUGACAGUAUUCACAGGCAUGAUAAUAAUAUCCCUAACCAAUGUGAGAUGGCCUCAGAGCUGCAGGGGUCUUGUUCUUCUAUCAGAUCAGAAACACAGCAGGUCAAUCUGCAGGCUCAAAAUUCAUUUCACUCUGUUUCAUCUUUAACUGAAUCUACAUUAUCUCACAAUCAAGAAGGACAACCAAUUACAAAGAGCCCUGUUUGCAGUGAUAACAAUGCGGUGUGUAAACCAGAAGAUGACAAAAUGUCGGGACCAGUAGAAGGCAGAAAUACCAGUCAAAUAAGUAAAUCACGUUCAUCAAGCAUAUCACAGUCAGCCAGCUCUAGACACAAUUGUAUGAGCUUUCCAAAAACCGGGAAACCUUGCAGUGCCAGUUCAAGGGUCUCUUCAGUUUGUGAUAAAGAAAGUAAAAAUGCAGAAUCCACCGACAAUAAUUCAACCAACGAUGAAGAGAGUCAAGUAUCUCAGCAGAACACAAAACGAAGCAUCCAAAAUGGAAACGUUUCUAAUAAAGGCUCAGACUGUGAACAUAACUCGGCUUUUAGCCCUUCCCCACCAAAAGGUAAGCCAAGUCAGAGGCAACGAAGAUCAUCAGCAUUCAAAUACUCCUGUAGCAGUGAAUGCAGCGACCCAGAAAAGGUUAUAAAUGGUGUAAAUCCUGGUUGCCCAGGGUCCACUACCUCAGCAUCAAAGGGUAUUUUGGCAGGUAAUGGAAGCAGGGAGAGACAAAGUUCAAUGAAGAGUAAUAACAGUGCUGAGGAAAUGUCAAAUCACAAGAAAAGAAAAGACAGUUCUAGUUCUUCAAAGAGAAAAUUCAAAAAGGAAUCUUUGGACUCUGACAAAAUAAGCAGAGAGAUCCACCCUUCGGCACUGCCAAAUGUAACCUCGGAAGAAGUGGUUCAUGAGUGGCUUAGGAAAAUCCCCUCUCGGACAAUAGUUGUUGAUUAUGAAGUAGAAGAAUGUCCGACAAAAGUAGGCGAGGAGACCCAAACUGCAGAUCCACAGCCAGAAACCGAUAAGCCAGAAGAAGAAGGGAAUACAGACAAAGAUGCUGAGAAUGAGAUGCCAAAAAGCUGCCAAGUUCAGGAGGAAACAACAGAUGAAGAAAAUUGCACCAGUGAUAUAAAUAAUAUACCAGACACAAAUACAUGCAACAAAGAGCAAAAAGAAGACACAUUACUAUCAAAUAGGAUAGAAGCCAAUGAUGACAACGGUACUAUCACAGCAGUACCUCUCUGUGAUGAAAAAAUAGUCCCAAAUACCAUACACAAUUCUGUGCAAAUAAUGAAGGCACUCUUAAGACCUUUACAGGAAUCCAAGUUUGACCGUUCAAAUAGUUUACCCGAAGUAUCUCCUUCUAUGGGACGAAAACUAAGUAACUCGGCAAAGGUACUGAUCUCUUGUCUUGUAAAUCUUCAGCUUCUAGAUGAAGGCACAACAGAUUGCAGGGUAGAGUCAAACACUUCAAAUAAACCAAAAUAUACUGAGUUGUUGAACAUAUUACAGGAUCUGUGGACAAAAGCUCCGGAAAACAAAUGUUUAAAGAAGACAAAAUCUGGAAAGCAUUUUUCCAGGGAGGAUGAAGUAACUCCCGCUUCAUCUUCUGGAGUUGAUGUCAAUAGUGCUUAUGAUGGCUCUGGUGACGGCAGUAUUACAGGUGGUGGAGAUUCUACAGGUAUAGCUGAAAAAGCUGAUGAAAGCAAACUGUCUAUAACUCCCAGUGAUUUAGACAAUAAAACUAACGAUAGUCAACUUACAGAAAUAACCGAAGCAACAUCUGGAACUUUGGAAGUAGAAAAUGAACAAUGUACUCAGAAGGACACACCAGUCCUGGUUGGAGGACCAUCUGCUUGUCUUGAUGAGACUGACACACACCUUGUAGAUGAAAAUAUGAACGAGAAAGUUAUAGAAGACCAUAAAAGUGACAUUGUCGAAAGUGAGCCAACAAAUUAUGCCGAUAACAUGAAUAACGUCAAUGAAGAAAUAACAGAAAAUAUCGAGCAUACGGAACAAAGAAACAACACCAUGAACAUCCCUAGUCAAACUGAAAACAGCCCAGAGUCCAAUGAAUCCAACACUGAGGAAACUAAUGGGAUCAGUUCACAAAGUGAUGUCCAGUCCACCAUCAUUUCCACUUCUGAUUCAAAUGGCAAAAAAGACGACAAACAGUUAAAUGAGGCGGAUCCCAUCUGGGCACUAAAGCUGCUGAGAAAAAUCGAGAAUGAAUUUAUGACCCAUUAUGUGGAUGCAAUGCAUGAAUUCAAGGUUAGGUGGAACUUAGAACAUGAUGAAAACCUGGAUGAAAUGAUCUCUGAGCUUAAAAACGACGUAGGUCAAAGGAUUCAGAAAAGUAUUGCAAAUGAAUUGAAAAAAAUUAAAAGUAGGGCUGGGCAGAAGAUGCCGAGACCUCCGGAUGACCGUUCAAGGCGGAGGUCUUCUCUUCAAGCGGAUGAAAGGAGGAAACGCUUGCAAACAAUGCACAAAAGAUCGGCUAUGCAGCUUGCCAAUGGGGACAAAAAUAAGGAUCUUGGGACAAAUGAUACUUCGUGUGAAACUGAUGAAGAAGACCUAACGUUUAGUGCUUCGUUUGGCAACGAUGCCAAUGGACUUCAAGAUGAUGAUGAAUUCUGCCCAUGUGAAACAUGUAUAAAAAAGAAGAAAGCUUUGAAAUCAGCUCAGCCCAAAGUGGUGGUAUCUGAUGCCCCCAUCACGCGAGCUUUUGACCUUCAGCAGAUUCUAAAGAUGAAGAAGGAGAACAACCUACAACCAGAAGAGAAAGCAGUCAGUGAAAAUGCUUGUUCUACUGAGAAUGAAAAUGGUUUAGGUGAAGAGGAAAGUGAAAAUGGUGAGGAGGACUCCUCUAGUAGAUUAGAAGAACAAGAGUCAAAACUAAGCUUAAAUCCUUCUAAUGAUGAAAAUGAAGCUGAUGAAAUCAAUGAAGGACCAUCCAUUGUUGUGGAAAAUGGAGAGUGCAGUGAUGUCCCCGAUGCUGAUAAAGACCUAGAUGCUGAAACUAACAAUAAUGAAAGUAUGGAGAAUGAAACAGAAGAUGCUGCAAUGGACAAGGAAGAGACAUGUUCUGAGAUUGGACAUGUUAGCUACAAAUCGAUGAGCAGGGGAAGCUCAGCAGAGAGUAGGAGCAAUGGAGUCAGUCAAAAUGAGCAGCAAAGUGACCAGGAAAACAACAAUUCGGAUAUAAAAGAAGAUGACAUAGAUACAGCAUCAGCAGUUGAACAGGAAGAGACAAAAGAGAACAUAGAGGACACGGGAGAGACAGAAGAAACAGAAGGAAGUGGCCUAGAAGAAAGCUCAGGCAAUGAAAAACAUGGAGAUGAAGAUGAAAUAGAAGUGAGUAGUGCCGAAGAAAAUGGCCACCAGGGAAAUCAGGAAAAUAACUUACAUUUGCAGAAAUCUCGCAUUGCUCAGGUUUCUCUCAUAACUCACCAGGGCUCUGUAGAUGAUCCAGAUGAAGCUGAAACAGCAGAGACAUCACCUAAUGGUGAUUUAGACAGUCCAGACAGCAAGAAAACUCAGAUGUACCCUGAUAGUUCUUCUGAGGAGGAUAUUGCAUCCUCAGGGGGGGCAAGCCCUGUUGAUGGGCAUAAAAAUGGAACUGUUGAGGAAAAACACGUGAAACCUCAGGGAAGCAUAGGAGAAAGUCCAAACAACCUGGAACAGACACCAAGGGAAGAUAAUAUCAGUGAAGAUGAAUUUGACUUUUAGGUGCUCAUUUAUUCAUCUUUCUUGAUGUAGUUCAUUAUUACAUUUCUACAAAUGGUAAAACAAUAUGUAUAUAAUAGUUUUAUAACUGCUGAGUACAUAUUUAUUUUAGUACUAUUUUCAUAUUCAAGGACAACUAAAAGCUGCAACCGGUUUAUUAUAUAAAGACUUACUUGAAAUACAACUGCUUUUACUGAGGCAAGGCUUUUAGUAGAUGAUGGAGAUGUUACAUACUUAAAGCUAUGUGUCUUAGUGGAACCAUGGGCUGAUCUUCUGUUCAACACAGCACCAAACCCACUCACUAGAUUAUGUACAGUAUAUUAUGACGACUGGUGUGUUCAUGGGAAGUUUUAAAAGCCAUUGGUCAUUGGCUUAAUUACAUUUUUACUAAUACUCAGGAUCCAAUGUGCUGGGGAUGGCUCUGACUAGAGCAGGCAGAAGAUAUGGACCCUGCUUCUCCAAAAGUUGAGUUUUUGCUUAUUAUUCCCUAAAAAAGUACUGUGCUUUGGACAAAACAAAGUGCCAUGCCCAGGAUAUUGGUUCACAGAAAUGGCUGCCAUGGUCCCAAGUUGGAAUUGUAUGUUUCGAUAUCAGUGUAAGAUCAGAAUAAGGCCUGAAGAAGAUCACACCAGUCAUAGCCCAAAUCCCUUAAGGCUUCUCUAUGGUAAACUAUAGCCUCAGUUAAAGAAAAAAAAGACAAAUGUCCAUCCAACUCACAGAGUCCCUCAGUUUGUUCUACGUCUUUCUGUUCUAUAAUGUUUUUUUUCCACCUAUAAUUUAUCUAAUAAGAAUGUGGAAAAUUCCAAGAACCCUGUCGUAUAGUGUUAAUGUAUGCUGACUUAUAAUACAGUAUUAUUAGGCCUGGUGCUUGGACUCUAUGGGAAGGAAACUGCACCCCCAUUGGCUCAGCCGUGCAGCCUAGAAUGCUGGGAAACAGACUAAUCCAGAGUAUUUAUAUAUUUUAUGCAGAGAUUUAUCUCCAGAUGUACUGUAAGCUACAAGACAGCCUUGUUAUAAAGCACUUUAUCACCUGUAACUGAAUGGGGCAUAUUUACAUUUGCACUAAAAACAAUAAUAAAAAAAAAAAACGUUAAACACCA
Messenger RNA from Xenopus tropicalis (tropical clawed frog), 7447 nucleotides. RefSeq names its product retinitis pigmentosa 1 like 1 (gene rp1l1). Gene Ontology annotation, cellular component: cytoplasm. Gene Ontology annotation, biological process: intracellular signal transduction. The record is from RefSeq and is a predicted model, not a curated record. The transcript is spliced from 4 exons. NCBI's taxonomy places the organism in Eukaryota, Metazoa, Chordata, Amphibia, Anura, Pipidae. Bases 387 to 6350 code for a protein of 1987 amino acids.